Prionailurus viverrinus (fishing cat) is the source of this 2664-nucleotide messenger RNA. RefSeq names its product aarF domain containing kinase 5 (gene ADCK5). The record is from RefSeq and is a predicted model, not a curated record. The transcript has 15 exons. The coding region runs from base 737 to 2482 and encodes 581 amino acids. NCBI's taxonomy places the organism in Eukaryota, Metazoa, Chordata, Mammalia, Carnivora, Felidae.
GGUGCGGGAGGAAGAAGACUGCCCGUGGGCCUUGCCUGCCCUGUGCGCCCCAAUCGCGGCGUGUUGGACUGCCCGCCUUCCCUGACGCCCCGCACACAGCAGGCGCUCCGAGGCAUCCCCGGCUUGGGUCCAAGGAACAAGGGCAUUGCACGGAACAAGGAGCUGCCUCGGCAACUCAGUCACAGCCUCAUUUUGCAGCGGGGAAAGCGAGCCGCAAAGCAGUUUCACCCUAACCCGUGGCACAGCUGUGCUGAGCUGGCGGGCCGCCCCUCCCCGCCCCACCGGCGGGGCUCCGGCUCUCUGAGCAGCGGCCCCCUGCCCGCCGUGCGCUCCCAUCUCCCUCCGGCGUCCGCCCACGCUGUGAGCUCCUGGGGAGCGAGUGCGCAGACCUCCCCGAGCCUCAGCUUCCAUCCGGGUGGGAGAAGACACCCCACUCCCCGUCCCGAGCGGCAGUGAGCCCUGACGCGGGAGCUGCCUGUCCGACUGGACGCCGCCGCCCGGGCAGCGUCCUCCCCGGCCCAGGCGCCUGGCGCUGUCCAAGCCCUAAAGCAAGCUCACGGGCGCCGCCAGGAGGCGCUGCUCCGCCGCGGAGGCCAGCACGCGGGGGCGUGGCCUCGGGCUCCGCCCACCGUCUUCGGGGCAGGGCGCGCGUGCGCCCUGCUCCCCGCCUCGCGGGGACUGCUGGGCCGGAAGACGCGAGUCUGCGGCGAGCGGGAGCCGAGCGGCGGCCUGGAAGAUGUGGCGGCCGGCCCAGCUCUGCCGCGUCCACUCUUCCCUGCUGCGGAGCGGGCAGGAGCCCUGCCCAUCCUCUGCCACCUUCUUCAGGAGAAGCCUCGGGGUCCUGCCUGCAAGGUGGUCCCUGAGACCCCGGCCCCUGUGGAGGAAGGCGCUGUCUGCCACGGGGAUGGGGGUACCCCUGCUUCUUGGGAUCCGCUAUUUCACCGCAGAGCCUCAGGAGAAGAGAAGGAUGCGGCUUGUGGUGGACGGUGUCGGGCGCUUCAGCAGGUCUCUGAGGAUCGGCCUCCAGAUCUCCCUGGACUACUGGUGGUGUGCAAACGUCGUCCUGCGAGGGGUGGAAGAGAACAGCCCGGGGUACUUGGAGGUGAUGUCUGCAUGUCACCAGCGGGCGGCUGACGCGCUGGUGGCCGGGGCCAUCAGCAACGGGGGCCUCUACGUGAAGCUGGGCCAGGGGCUGUGCUCCUUCAACCACCUGCUGCCCCCGGAGUAUAUCAGGACCCUGCGUGUGCUGGAGGACAGGGCCCUCACCCGCGGCUUCCGGGAGGUGGACGAGCUGUUCCUUGAAGACUUCCAGGCCCUACCCCACAAGCUCUUCCAGGAGUUUGACUACCAGCCGAUCGCUGCUGCGAGCCUGGCCCAGGUGCACCGAGCCAAGCUGCAUGACGGCACGGCCGUGGCUGUGAAGGUGCAGUACAUCGAUCUGCGGGACCGCUUUGACGGCGACAUCCACACCCUGGAGCUCCUGCUCCAGCUCAUCGAGUUCAUGCACCCCAGCUUCGGCUUCAGCUGGGUCCUCCAGGACCUGAAGGGCACCCUGGCCCAGGAGCUGGACUUCGAGAACGAGGGCCGAAACGCUGAGCGCUGUGCACAGGAGCUGCAGCACUUCCGCUAUAUCGUGGUCCCCCGCGUGUACUGGGACACGUCCAGCAAGCGUGUGCUGACAGCUGAAUUCUGUGAAGGCUGCAAGGUCAACGAUGUGGAGGCCAUCAAGACCAUGGGGCUGGCAGUGAAGGACAUAGCAGAGAAGCUCAUUCAGACUUUUGCUGAGCAGAUAUUUUACACAGGCUUCAUCCACUCUGACCCCCACCCUGGCAAUGUUCUGGUGCGGAAAGGCCCAGAUGGGAAGGCACAGCUGGUGCUGCUGGACCAUGGGCUCUACCAGUUUCUGGAUGAGAAGGACCGGGCAGCCCUGUGCCAGCUGUGGCGGGCCAUCAUCCUGAGGGACGACGCGGCAAUGAAGACACACGCAGCCGCACUUGGGGUGCAAGACUAUAUCCUCUUCUCCGAGAUGCUCAUGCAGCGGCCCGUGCGCCUGGGGCAGCUGUGGCGCUCGCACCUGCUGAGCCACGAGGAGGCAGCCUACAUGCAGGCCAUGGCGCGAGAGCACUUCGCGGACAUCGUGCAGGUGCUCAAGGCCCUGCCGCGGUCCAUGCUGCUCGUGCUGCGCAACAUCAACACCGUGCGCGCCAUCACCACCGCCCUGGGCGCCCCCGUUGACCGCUACUUCCUCAUGGCCAAGAGUGCGGUCAGGGGCUGGAGCCGCCUGGUGGGUGUGGCGUACCAGAGCGUCUACGGUGCCAGCCUCCUGCGCCACAUCAAGGUCAUCUGGGAGACAUUCAAAUUUGAAGUGGCCCUAAGGGUGGAGACCCUAUCGAUGCGGCUCACUGCCCUCCUGGUUCGGCUGUUGUUCCAGCUGGGCCUCCUGCCGGAGACCCAGGAGCUCUCCCAGUACCUGGAGACCUAGGGACAGCAGACCUCAGAGCUCACCCAGCGUCCAAGCAACAGAUCAGGGUUGAAGGUGCACGUACCCCAAGACCGGGGGCGCUGAGGCAGCGGUGGCCUGGAGUGGGUGUGGGGGACAACACGGGGCUGUGGCCACAGCCCAGCCGGGAGACCCUGUAAUGACCACAAACUCUCUUCAAAUCA